UAAUUAACAUUAUCCUACAAUUAAACGAAGCUUAUAAGAUAAUAUUACCGGGUCCGGCAUGGAAUUUACAGAGAGCCUGCCUGUCUAUCUCGUUGCCAAAUUGAACUCAUUUGGGUUUUGUCGCUGGAGCCAGGGUUUCUAUCAGCAGGCUUCUUCCCCUUCAGGAGAGGGGGUGGGGGCUAGAAGAAGAAUUACCUUGUCAAACAGCUAUUAACGUGCGGAUUGGUUGUGUGAAGAAAAUGCAAGAUUCAACUUCAGACAGGAUCAGUUACCUUCCUAACGAUGUGAUAGAAAAAAUUUUAACGUGCAUGCCAACAAAGGAUGCAGUAAGGACAAGUGUUUUGUCAAAGAAAUGGAGGUAUAAUUGGGUGACAAUUCCCAAACUUGAAUUUGAUUAUGCAUUCUACGAAAAAUCGAUAACAACCAGAGAAUCAUGGACUACAUCAACAAAUGAGUUUGUGUUGACUAUUUGUCAAGUUCUGUUACUCCAUCGUGGACCAAUACUCAAGUUCAAGCUACAGUUAUCUGCAUUGGAAAAUUGUUCUGCUGUUGAUCAGUUGAUACCUCUUGUAUCAAUCAAUGGUGUCCGGGAUCUCACCCUUGACAUUAUGAGCGAUGAGCCUUAUGAGUUACCAUCCUCAUUAUUUUCGUGUGUGCAGUUGGAGCAUUUGGAAUUGCAUGAUUGCUUGUUUGUUCCUCCUCCUAGAUUUAACGGAUUUAGCAAGCUCCACUCGCUAGAGCUUCAUGAAGUUAUCAUUACUUCCGAGGUCUUCUCUGGUUUGAUUUCCAAUUGCCCACUACUUAAAGAGUUGAAACUUGUUGAUCCUGCUAGCUUCAGUGACCUUGAAAUUACUGCCCCUAAUCUACACAGCUUAUAUUAUAAAGGCAAUUUCAGUUAUAUAUGGUUAAAAAAUGCCCCUAACCUUGCUAGAGUUUCAAUUCAUUUUCCUUGUUUAAUGAAUAAAGUAAACGUAUCUAAGUGGGUCACACUUUUUGCUGGUCUACCUGCUGUUGAGUUUUUGGAGUUGGAGUAUUUUCGUCUCAAGUUGUUUCCUCAAAGUGACAUACCAAGAAAACUUCCAGUUGAUUUGAGCAAUCUUAAGAUUCUCAACUUGGAUGCAACUCUAGGUAGCGUCUGUGCAGUCUCAAGUAUUCUCUGCUUAAUUAGAAGCUCCCCGAACUUGGAAAAAAUAAAAAUUCGUGAUUUGACAGACCACAUUCUCAUAAUGCCUACUCUAGAACAUUUUGAAGAGCAAGGAUUAUUGGAUAUCUAUUUAAAUCGGCUUCGAAAAGUGGAUUUGCAUAUGGCAUGCAACCAAGGGUUUCAACUGGAGUUUGUUAAAUUUCUAUUAGACACAUCACCCAUUCUAGAGAAAAUGGUUAUUCAGCAAAUUUAUGCUAUGAAUCACAGAAGAUUGAUGUUUUGGAAGGCGGUAACACAAUUUAGGCGUCUGUCGCCUUUGGCAGAAGUUUUCAUUAAAUUUUGAGAAAAAAGGAUUACGUCCUUAUUGACCAGCCAUGGCAUCUGUUGGGUGGAUGUUGAUCUUUUUUGAUCUUGCUCUUUGCUAGAUCCAAGUUCAGGCAGCAACUGCAAAUUGACAUUCACUCACUCUUAUUUAUCUUUUGUGAAAGUUGCAACUUCCUUGGUAUUUGGCCUAAUUAUGAAAAUUUUGUAGAUAUUUGCCAAAUACUUCAUGUCAUGGAUUACUGUUGAGACAAGAAAUGCAUUUUACCUGUGUUUAUUUUGGAAAUUCAGCCUUUACAUUCCUGUAGUGGGUUAGAAUAAUUUUGAUUGAGCUGUAAAAAGAGUUGGAAUAUAAACGCCAUUAUCAGCUGAUGAACUAGUUGUGCUAUCAACAAUAAGGGUGACCACCCUUUUCUAUUGGAAUUUCAUAAGUCCAUUUAUUUUAGUGAAUUAGAAGAGUUUUGACGGAGCUGUAAGAGAGUUGAAUGUAAAUCAUUUCUAAUUGUGAAAGCAGUCGGGUUGACAAUAAUAAAGUUAUUCUUUCAUGAUUGAAACGUUUUGAAUUUGCAUUCUAGAAGUAGUCAAUAUAUAAUAAAAAUAAAGAAAAUAUUAUGUACAAAUAUAAUUUUUUUCAAUCCCUAUAAAACAAGUAAUCAAGUACAGUCGAAAAGUUUCGAAAACCAUUUUCAGUUAUGAAGACUCGAUGAUGAAUGCUGUUUAGAGUCUUGACCAUAUUUGAUAAAUUAGGAAUUAAUAAAGGGUUUUUUUUUCUAAAUUUUAGCUUCUGGUUGUCCAACUUUGUAAGUCUCACUCACCCCUAUACAGCUCAAGAAAUUGCUAGACAGUUCUUGGACUUUGGUCAAGAUACAUGGAGUUCCAAAAUUUUUAGUGUCCGACCAGGACAAGAUUUUCACGAGUCAUUUUUGGCAAGAGCUGUUCAAAGGAUUGGGAGUAGAAUGAUGCAAGUGGCAUAUGUGAUAUGUCUACAGCCUAUCACCUGGAGACGGAUGGGCAAACUGAAAGGGUGAAUUAAUGUCUAGAGGCUUACCUACAGUGUAUGUAUUUUGCCAAACCCAAGAGUUGGAAUAGAUGGUUGUCAACGGCACAGUGGUGGUACAAUUCUAGCUACCACAGUGCCAUCAAUAAGUCCCCAUUUGAGGCACUAUUCAGGUACAAGGCACCCCUUCUAUCUGCUUUGAUUAAUGCACUCACAACAGUAACUACAGUGGAGGAUUACCUACAACAAUACCAGAGGAUGCUACAAUUGUUAAAGAAGGAACUCCCUAUAGCUUAGAAUAGAAUGAAGCAAGUGGCAGAUAAAAAGAGGAGUGACAGGGUUUUCAAUGUGGGUGACAAGGUGUAUCUCAAGGUUAAGAGAUUCCUCCAGCACUCUUUCUCAGCAACUCCAGCCUCUAAGUUGAGCCCUAAGUACUUUGGGCCAUUUCCUAUACUUGCUAAGGUGGGAAACAUAGCCUACAAGUUACAAUUGCCAGAUGGGGUACCCACUCAUUCUGUGUUCCAUGUGUCACUGCUUAAAAGAGCAGUGGAACCCGAGGCCACGAGCCCAAGGCUACUUAUGGUAGAUGAAGACAUUGAGGUAACUAUGGAACCCCAGGCCAUUGUGGACAGGGGGGUCACUUACAAAGAUACAAUGCCACUCACUCAAGUGUUGGUUCAAUAGAGCCACUUACACCUAAACAAUGCUACCUGGGAGUACUUACCGGACUUACUGAAGCAAUUCCCGCAGGCAGCUCAUCUUUUGCAUUUCCUUGAGACAUGACUAGUACAUUCAUUUUAGCAUGUGCCAUUUUAAUUUAUAUAUAUAUACAUAUAUAUAUCCAUGUAUGUUUGGCUAUCCACUGAGGACUGAUUCUGGAAAUGGUUGAUGGUGCAUUUGUGUUUGUGCAAAUACCAAUGCUUGUUCUUUUCUUCUUUGGAUGUUAAAGAUUUUUUACUGGCUGAUUUUAUUGAACCUCCCUGUUUAUAUAAGGAAUUUGUUACUUCCAUUAUGUGCUUUUCAGUCCAGUUCUUAACUUUUCCCUCAAUAUUCAAAGAUGAUGUAUAUAAAGGCUUUGAGAGGGAAGCAGACCUUGCAGGUAUUGUGUACCUUGUAGAAAUUAAAAUUAAUAGCACACAUCACCUUAAGUAGCAAUAUUUAUAUGCAGGUAAAAGUACUUGAUAGUCAGGUUGAUCAUAUCCAACACCUUUAUAUCCUCAGGAUUCGGUAGAGAAUUCAAGUCAAGCUUUAAAAAAAAAAGGUGUUGCACCACUUCAUCAAGAUGAAUGAAUUGAUAAUGAUGUUUCCAUGGGAGUCUGCAUCUUUUGGUGUUCAAACAUAUAUGAUUCAUGUGGGAAGGAAGAGGGGAAAGCGACGAGACUCAUAUUGACCAUCGAAUUCUAUAAAAUUGUUCAGCUUUGCUAAUAUUUCCUUGAGUUUUGUAGAACUAUAGUGGAUAUUGCCUUCAUUGAUCUUUGGUUACUCAGUACUAGAAAGGAGAAACUGCAUUGGUCUGUUUCUUGAAGUAUUGGCUUAGCUGAUUCAAUCUCAUUCCCUGUAGGGUCUAUUUUGUAUUUACCCCCAUGUUUGGGCUAGCUUGGCUAGGGGCUUCUGGUAAUCUCAUUCCCUGUUUGUUCAUUCGAUCAAGCAGCUGCAACUGUUUUUAUAUUUUGAUUUAUUGCCCCUCAAUCCUCUACCAAUUGAAAAAGUAAUUUGAUUGCCGAAGGGUGUACCAGGUAUUAGUCCUUGGGUUUCAGAUAAUUUGUCCAUUAUGAGGUGAAAUGUUGGAAAUAAAGGGUUUAAGGGAGGGAAGACCUCAGGAGUAGAUGUCUGGUUGUUCCCCCCAAUUUGAAUUCUUGUGUCCAGCUGUCCUUCAUGGUUUUUGGUGGUGAAUUGUCGUGCAUCUUGGAUGUGCAAAGUGAAUCUAUUUGCUCUGGCGUUUCUCAGGUCACUUACUCCUAUUUCUGGAACUUCACAUUUUUCACCAGUGCUGCUCCCUGAGUGAGGAGAGGAUCAAGCUGUUAUGCAUGCGAUGCAACUCGUAAAUUUGGAUCGAAUGGGGUAUCCAAGUGAAGAAUACACAGAAAUCUGGAACUGUCAAAAUGGUGAUGGCAUAGAUUAUUUUCUUGUCCGAAUUCUGGCAUACCAAACGUUUCAGAGAGAGCCCCUGACUCCUUGACCGCAGCCUGCAUACAAGAGUGAUUGAAGUUGUGUCUCGAAAAGUUACAUCUGCAGCUGAUGACUGAUCCUGUGCCUCGAAUUUUCUAUUAACAAUUAGUUAGUUUGUUUGUUUGUUUGUUAACUCACCAUGAGGGAUCGCAAAUUGGUUUGUUGCAGUUUUCUCUC
Molecule: messenger RNA, 4808 nt
Organism: Diospyros lotus (date-plum)
Lineage: Eukaryota; Viridiplantae; Streptophyta; Magnoliopsida; Ericales; Ebenaceae
Product: F-box/FBD/LRR-repeat protein At1g13570-like
Exons: 4
Coding region: 240-1487 (415 amino acids)
Molecular function (GO): protein binding
Source: RefSeq, a predicted model, not a curated record